AUGGCUCGUCAGUGGUCUAUUCACCAACUUGAUGUGAAAAAUGCCUUUUUGCAUGGCGAUCUGAAUGAGUGUGUGUACAUGCAUCAACCUCCCGAGUUUGUUGACAAGCGUUUUCUGGGCCAUGUUUGCAGGCUUCGCAAGGCUCUAUAUGGUUUAAAACAAGCUCUAAGGGCUUGGUAUCAGUGGUUUGCUAAAUUUCUCUUGCAGAUGGGGUUUGUCAUUGCUAAAAGUGACAAUUCAUUAUUUAUUUUCCGACAUGGGAAAGACAUGGCAUAUUUGCUAUUAUAUGUUGAUGAUAUUUUGUUGGUUACUUCCUCAAAUCUGUUAUGUGACCGCAUCAUUUCUCACUUACGCACUGGAUUUCCAAUGACUGACUUAGGUCCACUCAAUUAUUUUAUGGGCAUUGUUGUUACUCGUACUCCUUCAUAUAUGUUUUUGUCUCAGAAGAAAUAUGCACAGGAGAUUCUAGAGCGCGCAGGUGCACUACAGUACCUCACUUUCACUCGCCCUGACAUAGUUUAUGCAGUCCAGCAGGUGUGUUUAUUCAUGCAUGAUCCCAGACAGGCUCAUUAUGAUGCAUUGAAACGCAUUCUGCGUUACAUUCAGGACUCCAUUGAUCACGGGUUACACUUAUAUCCUUCUUCAUCCAUGCACUUGAUUACUUAUACUGAUGCAGAUUGGGGCGGGUGUCCAGACACCCGUCGUUCGACCUCGGGUUACCGUUGCUUUCUAGGGGAUAAUCUCAUUUCCUGGUCGUCUAAGUGUCAACCUACUUUUUCAAAAUCUAGUGCAGAGGCUGAAUAUCGAGGCGCCGCUAACGUUGUUUCUGAGGCAUGUUGGCUUUGUAAUCUACUUUUGGAGUUACACUGCCCUCUUCGGUAG
Messenger RNA from Chenopodium quinoa (quinoa), 882 nucleotides. RefSeq lists its product as uncharacterized. The coding region runs from base 1 to 882 and encodes 293 amino acids. The record is from RefSeq and is a predicted model, not a curated record. The transcript has 2 exons. NCBI's taxonomy places the organism in Eukaryota, Viridiplantae, Streptophyta, Magnoliopsida, Caryophyllales, Amaranthaceae.